Nicotiana tabacum (common tobacco) is the source of this 489-nucleotide messenger RNA. NCBI's taxonomy places the organism in Eukaryota, Viridiplantae, Streptophyta, Magnoliopsida, Solanales, Solanaceae. The record is from RefSeq and is a predicted model, not a curated record.
AUGGCUUUUGUUGACCCCACCAUUGCCUCCACGGUUGCUGCGGCAAACUCAUCUAAGGCGGCUUGGGAAGCCUUGCACAAUGCUUAUGCAAAUAGGUCCCAAACCCGAAUCUUUAGCCUGCGUGAUCAACUUGCCCGAAUCACCAAAGACUCUCUCUCCAUUACCGAAUAUCUUCAAGCUAUUCGGUCUCUUUCAGAUGAACUAGCCACUGCUGGUGCCCCUGUGUCAAACUCCGAGCUCAUUCUCAAAAUCCUUAGCGGUCUUGGAACUGAGUUUCGUGAAAUAUCUGUUGCUAUUCGCUCGCGUGACAACACUGUCACCUAUGAAGAACUAUAUGAAAAGUUGCUUGAUCAUGAACUCUUCGUUCGUCAUGAAGAGUCUAAGAAAAGUUCCAGUCCGAUCAUUGCUGCAGUUGCCACCAGCAACAAACACAACAAUAACAACAACAACAAUAACAACAAUCGUCGCCAGAACAACAACAAUCAAUAA